Vicia villosa (hairy vetch) is the source of this 724-nucleotide messenger RNA. RefSeq lists its product as uncharacterized. The record is from RefSeq and is a predicted model, not a curated record. NCBI's taxonomy places the organism in Eukaryota, Viridiplantae, Streptophyta, Magnoliopsida, Fabales, Fabaceae. The transcript has 5 exons. Gene Ontology annotation, cellular component: cytoplasm. Gene Ontology annotation, biological process: protein folding. Bases 106 to 582 code for a protein of 158 amino acids.
AGAUUGUUGCAGCAGAGAGUAGGGUAGAUAAGCACGCGAUACAAAAUCCUGGAACUGUGCAAAACAAGGAGAAAGACGAAGAAGAAGCAAAAAAAACACAGAAAAAUGGCAGAGAAAUUGGCACCGGAGAAGCGUCACAUCUUCCUCCACAACGGUCAAAAGGUUUUCGAAUGGGAUCAAACCCUAGACGAGGUCGAUAUCUACAUCAAUCUUCCUCCAAAUGUUCAUUCCAAGCUUUUUUACUGUAACAUUCAGUCCAAACAUAUUCAGCUUGGUAUCAAAGGCAAUCCUCCCUUUCUCAAUCAUGAUCUUAGUUCGCCGGUGAAGACUGAUUCUUCCUUCUGGACUUUAGAGGAUGAUAUAAUGCAUAUAACCUUGAAUAAAAGAGAUAAGGGUCAGACAUGGGCUUCUCCCAUAUUAGGUCAAGGUCAGUUGGAUGCUUACUCUACUGAUCUUGAACAGAAACGCCUCAUGCUUCAAAGAUUUCAAGAGGAGAACCCGGGUUUUGAUUUUUCACAAGCUCAGUUUAGUGGAAACUGCCCUGAUCCAAGGACCUUCAUGGGUGGAAUUCGAUCAGAUUGAUCUUUGCCAUAUGAGUUUGUAUCUAAUUACCUGCUGUGAUGUAAGAUGAUAGUCAGAUUAAUAAUCUUUGUAAUCUCUCUUGUCUCCUUGUUUGAUGCCGUUUAAUUUAAUUAUAAAGCAAUCUUAUUAAUUAUCUGUGUAA